Messenger RNA from Coregonus clupeaformis (lake whitefish), 4236 nucleotides. Its product is annotated as multiple C2 and transmembrane domain-containing protein 1. NCBI's taxonomy places the organism in Eukaryota, Metazoa, Chordata, Actinopteri, Salmoniformes, Salmonidae. Bases 91 to 2754 code for a protein of 887 amino acids. Gene Ontology annotation, cellular component: synaptic vesicle membrane. The record is from RefSeq and is a predicted model, not a curated record. The transcript has 21 exons. Gene Ontology annotation, biological process: regulation of neurotransmitter secretion. Gene Ontology annotation, molecular function: calcium ion binding.
UCCAGAGCGCCGCGUCAGUCCAUCAGGCUGUGACACUUAUCGUUUCGAAAGCAGCAGCGCACCACACAGAGAGAGAAAGAGCAGGAGAGAAUGGAGAGAAGUGAAGAGAACGACGAUGAACCCUCCUCGUCCUCGUCCCACCAAAACACAAUGUGGAAACAAUUUCAAGCGAGAGCCAAACCCAUCCUUAGCCCUAAACUCAGCGCCAGAAACCCAGAUGAGAAAAAGGAGAGGGGAUCAUUGUGGAUGUUUCGGAAGAAGAAAAAGCACCCUGUUUUGGACCGGGUGAUCUCCUCCUCGCAGCCCGACCUAUUCUCCGCACCGGUGGGUUUGGACUUGCAGGAGUCGCCCCUCUGCGGCAAAGUGGACCCGAACACCAGCCACAGCUCCAGACAGGCGGGCGAAGAAACGAUGCAGCACGAAACACAGAGUGUCGUUGGCGGCUCGGGAAUCCCGAAGCCCACGCUAGUACAGUUGGUGCAGUCCCACCACAAGAGCUCUUCGCUGGGGUCCUCGUGCCUGGAGAGGCUGGUUACAGACCCUUCAGCAAGUGGUAGUGACAGCGAUGGAGGGGAGAAGGAGGCACAGCUGGAUAAAACUGACCUGCAGGUUAUGGGUGCCACUGGUGCCUCGGGGGUUAACUCGGACCGAGCUCUGCCCAGCUCAGGGAUGUACCAGCUGGACAUAGUGCUGAAGAGAGGACACAACCUGGCCAUAAGGGACAGAAUAGGUACCAGUGAUCCAUAUGUGAAGUUUAAGCUGUGCGGCAAGGAGGUGUUUCGCAGUAAGACCAUCCACAAGAACCUUAACCCUGUCUGGGACGAGGGGACUAAACUACUGGUGGACAAUCUGCAGGAACCACUCUAUGUCAAGGUGUUUGACUAUGACUUCGGCCUUCAGGAUGACUUCAUGGGUUCAGCUUACCUCUACCUGGAGUCCCUGGAGCAACAGAGGGCAAUACCAGUUACUCUAACACUGCAGGACCCCCACUACCCUGAUGUAGACCUGGGAACACUGGAGCUGACCGUCACCUUAAGACCUAAAGCCAGCCCCGUAGAGGAGCCACACAGAGAUGCCACUACCAUGCUGCUCAAAAGGACCUGGAGACGAUCCAGUAAGCAGCAGUCAGUGCGUCUGUCGGAGCUGCACCGUAAGGACCAGCUGUGGAGAGGCAUCGUCAGCAUCUCUCUGAUCGAAGGUCGCGACCUUUGCCCCAUGGACCCUAACGGCCUCAGUGACCCCUAUGCGAAGUUCAGACUGGGAAACCAGAAGUACAGGAGCAAGACCAUGCCUAAGACGCUGUGUCCCCAGUGGAGAGAGCAGUUUGAUCUGCACCUGUAUGAGGAGACAGGAGGAAUGCUGGAAAUUGCAGUCUGGGACAAAGACACAGGACGCAGGGAUGACUUCAUAGGACGCUGUACAUUAGACCUGUCCACCCUGGCUAAGGAACACACCCAUCGGUUAGAGCUGGCGUUGGAGGAGUCCCGGGGCUUUGUGGUGCUGCUGGUCACUCUGACAGCCUCCUUACACGUCUCCAUCGCCGACCUGUCACUCACCCCGCUCGACGACCCCGUUGAACGCAGAGAGAUCAUGGGCCGAUAUGGCAUGUUCCGGACCCUGUCUAACCUGAAAGAUGUGGGGAUAGUUCAGGUCAAGGUGAUGAGAGCUGAGGGCCUCAUGGCUGCCGAUGUCACAGGUAAGAGUGAUCCUUUCUGUGUUUUGGAGCUGAAUAACGACCGGUUACAAACACACACCGUCUACAAGAACCUCAACCCGGAAUGGAACAAAGUCUUCACCUUUAAUGUGAAGGACAUUCACUCUGUGUUGGAGGUGACAGUGUUUGAUGAAGACCGAGACAGGAGCGCUGACUUCUUGGGCAAAGUGGCCAUCCCACUGUUAAAUAUCCAGAAUGGAGAACAGAAGGGUUAUGUAUUGAAGAAUAAGGAGAUGACUGGACCAACUAAAGGACUCAUCUACCUAGAGUCUGACGUCAUCUAUAGCACUGUGAAGGCAGGCUUGAGAACGAUAGUUCCACCAGAGCAGAAGUACAUCGAGGAAGAACCCAAAGUGUCUAAACAUUUGCUCCAACAGAACUUUAACCGAGUGAAGAGGUGCGUCAUGUUCCUGAUAAACAUUGGUACCUUCAUUAACAGCUGCUUCGAGUGGGAGUCACCUCAGAGGAGCAUCAGUGCCUUCCUGUUCUUUGUGGUAGUAGUGUGGAACUUUGAGCUCUACAUGGUACCUGGGGCUCUGCUGCUGCUGUUGACGUGGAACUACUUCAUGACUGCAAGCAGGGAGCCAGGAGACAUGGCAGUGGAGGCCAAGUUUGAGUGGGAGGAGGAGGAAGAGGAGAAAGAUGAUAAGGAUUCGGAGCGUAAGGGCUUCAUGGAUAAGCUGUAUGCCCUCCAGGACGUGUGUGUCAGCGUACAGAGUGCCUUGGAUGACGUGGCCUCCUAUGGAGAGAGGAUAAAGAAUGCAUUUAACUGGACAGUGCCUUUCCUGAGUUGGCUGGCCAUCUCGGUUCUGUGUGUGGCUACAGUCCUCCUCUACCUCAUCCCUCUGCGAUACCUCGUACUCGCCUGGGGUGUGAAUAAGUUUACUAAGAAGCUGAGGAAUCCGUACCUGAUUGAAAACAAUGAGGUGCUAGACUUCCUCUCUAGAGUCCCCUCAGACGUACAAGUGAUGCAGUAUCGGGAGCUGAAGUUCAAUCCAGGACAGAGCCCCAGCAAACGAAAGAAGACCAACCCUGGCUAGACACACACACACACACACACACACACACACACACACUCACACUGGACUUUCUGUCUCUGAGGGAUAUUCAAUACUCCCAUACUUUGUAAAUAGGGUAUGCAACUGUAAACAUUGUAAAAACAAAUAGUAUCGAUUUUUUUUAUAUUAUGAAUAUCAAUAUGAUUAAGACUAGUGGUAGUUUAAUUUUUUGUGUUUUAGAUGUUGUGGAAGUCACAGCACAAAGAGAACACACAGUGUAUGUUUUUUUUACUCCUGUUCUUUGUUUGGUCACAAAAUAACUUUAUAAAACGGGUCCAAACAUUUCUGGAUUUUUAAAAUGGAAAGACUCCCUUCUGGAGACGCGUGUGCUUUUCUCCGACUAGAUACCUGGAUACCUGUACAAGAUUAGCACAGGGACACCCUAGCCUCCAGGACUAAGUUGGCAGUUAUAAUAACAAAGGACUGAGUUUUUAAUAUGUAUGUACUGUAUGUGUAUAACGAAGAGUAUGUAUUUAUAUCAAAGAGCAUGUACGUAUGUACUGUGUAUGUUUGUCAAAUCAAAUCAAUUUUUUUAUUGGUCGCAUACACAUACUGUAUUUAGCAGAUGUUAUUGCGGGUGUAGCGAAAUGCUUGUAUAACACAAUAUAUAUUUGUUUUAUACUGCAAAGGUGCUUAGGAGCUAGAAGUGGAGCUGCCAGGUCUAUCGACACCAUCUUGGCCCUAAUCUGAAUCUCUGCAAGUUUGUUUUAAUGUACAGAGAGCAGAGAGUCUUCUUGUAGAACUCUUCUGUUUCUUUGGUCCAGACACAUUUUUUAAAUGAGCAUCUGCUAUUAUCGAGGGUGACUGAAGUUGGACUGCUAGAAGAAUCAUCUAGGAAGACAAUGCAUUCUAGUUUUAGAAUGCUAAAGAUUAUUUUACAAUCCAACCAUGUUUUUUGUAUCAGUGUCUCGCAUGAAUCUGAACCUGUGAGUAAGUGUGUUUAUGUAUGUAAUAUAUGUAGUGCAUAUUCAGUGUGGCUGUUGCAUGAGUGUGUGUCGCAUCCUGAAGUCGGUACAAAGGCUUGUUGAUAGUGUAUUCGCAUUUAUCCCAAGAACAGUGUUUCUCUUUCACAUCAACUCCAUCAAAGGUUUCUACCUGGUUACCUGAUCGGGGUUUUACCUGUGAUGUGUGUGUUUAUAAACAUUCAUUGGCUGAUCAGGUGUUGAAUGUGAACCGACAGUGUGCUCUUAUCUGAGAACACGUUCAUAAAAGGUUUAUGACCACAGGUUUACCUUAGAGUGAGGUCACUGCACAUGAGCUCUGGGUCGGCUGAAGCCAAAAUCAUGAGAUCAUUCUCUGAUAAUGUUGGUUAAUGUAAAAUACAUUUGUAAUGUUUUAUUUUCUGUCUCUGUCUGCAUAAACCAUGUUCAUAAAUGAUUGUUGUACCACUGUGACUGUUAAUGCUUGAUGCUGAAGGAAUUCUGUAUGGUCUGCCUGAUACAGUAUAUAAAGACCAUGUAACUG